Chironomus riparius is the source of this 2400-nucleotide messenger RNA. The record is from the annotation of a GenBank genome assembly. Lineage: Eukaryota; Metazoa; Arthropoda; Insecta; Diptera; Chironomidae.
ACAAUUUACAUUCUCAGUUAGUCGAUGCAUUUCAAUUAGUUUAAAGCAACACACGAAAAAAGUUGGCGACAUGAGAGUGGAACUGAUUAUUGUGAUUAUUAUUGGAACUUUAAAGUCAUUUUGGUGUGAUUUAACGGAACUAAAGUGUGAUGAGAUAAAGGCAUUGAGUUACUAUGAGAGAUAUUAUGGCAUAAAGUGUACAAUAUCAGAUGCAGUUGGUGACAGCAGUUCGACAUUUGUGAUUAGAACUGCAAAUAAUUAUGAGUACAAUAAGCUUAUACAGGAAGUGGAAUUUUCAACCUGCAAAUUUUACGACAUUCCAAAAGAUAUUUUUCCAACAUUUCCGUACUUGAGGAAGGCACAAGCAAAUAAUUGUGGAAUUGAGGACAUAACAAAGUACAACUUUCAGUACGCAUCAGAAUUAUUGGAAUUAAGGAUGAGAUCAAAUAAAAUUAAGAAGCUUCCACAUUCCGUCUUUUCCCAAAUGACAUCCAUAAUAACCAUUGACUUAAGUGCUAAUCAGAUUGAGGAAAUCCAAAACGAAGCAUUUGCAGGAAUCACAAAAUUACAGACAUUGACUUUAAGCGAUAACAGAAUCGUCAAACUCGAUGAAAAUCUCUUCCGCGACUUAUCAAGUCUCAUGUACAUUCGUCUCGAUUCAAAUAAGUUGCAAGUAAUUGACGAGAAAUUAUUUGCAAGUGCAUUGAAUUUAACGGAAAUCCGACUUGACUCGAAUGAGAUAGCGAUUAUUAAUGGUGAUGCUUUUGGUGCUUUAAAGAAUUUGAAGUUUUUGAAUCUUGGCAAUAAUCGAUUGCUGAAUGUCAGACUUGGCGAGACAAAAAUCGAGCGACUCUUCAUUCCGUACAAUAAAUUGACACAUUUGGAUAUAAAUAAGAAUUUGAAGCUUCUUUAUGCGCCGUACAAUGACAUUGCGACAAUAAAUUUUAAUGGAAAUACUGAAAUAGUCGAGAUCAAGUUGAGACAAAACUCCGUCAGUGACAUCUCGAAUUUUACAGCACAAACGAAAGUCGAGGUGCUCGAUUUGUCUUAUAAUCCGAUCAAUACUUUAAAUAUAUCAAGCUUCUCACGUAUGUCAGAUUUGGUUAAAUUAAAUUUGGAAUAUACAAACAUCACAUCAGCCUCAUUGACAUUCGGUACGUUUGCACAUAAUUUCAAUUUAUCACAACUUGAUUUAUCAUAUAAUCAGCUACGCAAAAUUGAUUUUCAAAUUUUCACGGCACUAAAUCAUUUGACACAUUUGAAAAUUGAUGGAAAUAAUUUGACGGAUAUUCCGUAUGAGCAGUUGAAGAGUCAUUAUUUCCCAAAAUUGUCGCUAAUUAGUAUAAAUGAUAAUGAUUGGAACUGCACGUAUUUGUCGUCGAUGAUUAAGAGCUUGAAGCUGAAUAAUAUAAUUGUAUUUAUAUUCUCAAAAAUGCGUGUCUAUGACUUAAAUAAUGUCGAUGGGAUUCGAUGUGUUCCUAAUAAUACGCAGCAUAUUCAUUGGGAUACUGCAAUUGAGCAUCUUGAUGAUCAGGACCUUGCUGUAUUGCCAGGCAAAAAGUCACCAAAGGAUCCCUCGUUUUCUGGUGAUUUAACAUCAAACUUGACUAGAAUCUGGAACAGAAUUUUAGAAAUAGAAUCAGCAGUUAUGCGUAUUGACGACACAUUACAGUUCAACAAGGGGUUGUCAGCAUUUCAAGAGGCAUUGACAUCGAACAACAAUGAGGAACGCGACAUACUUGUGCAAUCAGAAGUUGGAUUUAUAAAAACAAUUUUAAUUUUUAUGUGCUUCCUUAUAUCCAUAAUUGUAUUUGUUGUUGUUGCUAAAUCAGCUAGAGAAUACAUCAUGAACCAUCGAAUUUACUUCCCAUCUGAUAAUCUUAGACGCUCAACAACAACCAUCCAAACAGCAAUGGAACAUGUGAUGUAAAAUUAAAUAAGAAGAAGUCUGGAAUUCUUUUUAAAAGAAAUAUUAAAGGUUAAUGUAGCGAAAUUUUUUCUAUAUUUUAAUGUAUUCCAAUAUCUUCAUAUCUACCUUAGAUUAAUUAAAAUAACGAUUAUGAAGAUUUCCUUUAUCUUUAUCGAUUCUCAUUCAUUAUCAUAUUAUGUAGAUUGAAUUUAUGUUGUAAAGAACUUAUUUUUUUCUAUAGAAAAAUAAAGCAGAGGCAAAAAGUUUUUUAAACUGCUAAAAAGAUUAAGGGACAUUGUGGGAAGCAGGGAAGUUAGUUUUGAGAUGAAUUUUAGAGGCGCUUUGGAUUUGAAAUUAUAUUGAGAAUUGCUACAAAUCGUAACUUAUUCGAUGAGGAUUAAAUCUCUUUUUUAAGCCCUUAGCUUGCAUCCCCGAAUGGCUUUAGUCAAUUAAUCGAUCAGAAUUUUGGCAUCUAGACGGUGUAAAAAAAG